This is a messenger RNA of Chenopodium quinoa (quinoa), 1090 nucleotides long. RefSeq names its product VAMP-like protein YKT61. Gene Ontology annotation, biological process: endoplasmic reticulum to Golgi vesicle-mediated transport. NCBI's taxonomy places the organism in Eukaryota, Viridiplantae, Streptophyta, Magnoliopsida, Caryophyllales, Amaranthaceae. The coding region runs from base 186 to 785 and encodes 199 amino acids. Gene Ontology annotation, molecular function: SNAP receptor activity. The transcript has 7 exons. The record is from RefSeq and is a predicted model, not a curated record. Gene Ontology annotation, cellular component: membrane; Golgi apparatus.
CUUCCCCCCCCCCCCGGUUGUUGUUGUGAUGUGUUGUCCCCCCUAUUGGCUGAUGGUGACUAUUUCUGAAGCAUUUCAUAUUGAACUUGGAAAAUAUCAUAUUAAAGCAUUUCAGAGCUAAAAUUUUGUAGAGAGAGAAAACUGAAAACCGACUAUCUCUAGGGAGAAAAAACCAAGAACUCAGGAUGAAGAUCACGGCAAUUGUGGUUCUGAAAUGCGGGUCUAGCGAAGAAAACCCGAUAAUCUUAGCAAAUGCAUCGGAUGUGAGUACAUUCGGAUUCUUCCAAAGAUCCAGCGUUCGUGAAUUCAUCGUCUUCGUCUCUCGUACUGUUGCCAAACGCACCCUUCCUGGCCAACGUCAAUCUGUUCAACAUGAAGAAUACAAGGUGCAUGCUUACAAUAGAGGGGGCCUUUGUGCACUGGGUUUUAUGGAUGACCCCUACCCAGUCCGGAGUGCAUUUUCGCUGCUAACUCAGGUGUUAGAUGAAUACCAAAAGGCAUUUGGUGACUCAUGGAAAGGUGUAACUUCUGAUAGCACACAACCAUGGCCUUAUUUGAAUGAGGCUUUGGCCAAGUACCAGGACCCAGCUGAAGCUGAUAAGCUACUGAAGAUUCAAAGGGAGCUGGAUGAAACUAAGAUUAUUCUUCAUAAGACAAUUGAUAGUGUCCUAGAGCGUGGUGAAAGGCUGGAUAGCUUGGUAGAAAAGAGUUCAGAUCUUAGUGCUGCAUCACAGAUGUUCUACAAGCAAGCAAAAAAGACCAACUCAUGCUGUACAAUAUUAUGAGUUUUUAUAGAGGGAUUCUAUGCAACUAGUGCUGCCCUAGACUGUUCAACAUACAAAUGUGGAGACGAUGAAGAAUGGGGACUUUCAUCUGUUCAUACAAAUCACCUAUUAUAUCAUGUGGAAUGGAAUUCGUGAAAUUUACUUUUGUAUUUUCUCCCAUUUUUUCAUGGGAUUAAACUAUUGUAGUUUGUAACAUAUAGUUGAAAGAUGUCAGCUUGUGCAUCUCUACAUUCCAGAUGGAUUUAUCGUUUGUUUGUAAAGAAGUUGUGAUUUUAAUAUGUGAUCUACUACUUACCUCUCUAAAA